Epithele typhae is the source of this 1026-nucleotide messenger RNA. RefSeq lists its product as uncharacterized. Lineage: Eukaryota; Fungi; Basidiomycota; Agaricomycetes; Polyporales; Epitheliaceae. The transcript has 8 exons. The record is from RefSeq and is a predicted model, not a curated record. Bases 1 to 1026 code for a protein of 341 amino acids.
AUGAGUGGGCCCACCGCGGGGCCUAACUCUUCAUCCACUUCAGCAACCUCCUCUACUGGUGGCCCCGUUGGCUCCGACUCCCCACCCUCCAACAUCAGCGCGAUCGUCGGGGGAGUCGUCGGUGGUACCGUGCUCCUCGUGGGGCUUUCCGUCGUCUUCUUCAUCUUACGUCGCCGCCAGCGCGUCGGCAAUGCGGCGCGCGCCGCGCUUGCAACCACCGCCACUGGACCGCAGAGCACAACGACAGAGUCGAGCUUCUGGGGCGUGCACUCGCCUACGCUGAAGAGCGACGACACCGGGCGGUACCUCUACAACCCGGACGACCCGAGGACGUUCCCACCGUCGUACAUGCGUAUAUACACUGCCGGACCCCUUCAAGCCUUCAUCACUCGCGCACUCUCCGCCAUGACCAAACUCAUCGCCGUCUGCGAUGCAACAGGAAACCAACGGGGCGCCGUCGCUAAACUACUCGUCCAACAUCCGUCCGAGUACAGCGUCUCCGCCGCGCUGGCUGGAUGCUGGGGCGUCUUCGGGGUCACCAAUUUCUACGAUACGAAGAUUAAGGACGACCCGGGGAGCGAGGAGCGGCAGGGGAAGAACCUUGUCGAUGCCGCGCUCGAGCACGGGCUGGAGUGCUUCGUGUGGAGCACGCUGCCCAGCUCCGAUAAGCCCUCGGGUGGCCGGUUUGUGUCUCGUAUCUAUGAAGGGAAGCACCGGGUCGAUGAUUAUAUGUGCAAGACGGGACGGCCGGGGACAUUCAUAUACACGGGCAACUUCUACGAGAACAUGAUCUUCCGCUUGUACGUCAAGUACGACGAAGGGCAAGACCGCGUGGAGUUCACUCAGGCGAUCAUUAACGAGGACACCAAGCUUGCCAUGCUCUAUGUGCAGAAAGACCUCUCGGCGGUUACGAAAGCUGUUUUCGACAAUUGGGAUACACACCGAGGGGUGUUGAACCAUCAGUAUCUUGACGGGCAAGAACACGUCCUACCGCACUCUCGAAUCGACUGGGGUCCCGGACCGUGA